Molecule: messenger RNA, 247 nt
Organism: Linum tenue
Lineage: Eukaryota; Viridiplantae; Streptophyta; Magnoliopsida; Malpighiales; Linaceae
Source: the annotation of a GenBank genome assembly
CCCCCAACAACACGGUUCUUGUUUUCUUUCUUGAGCUGCACGGGAAAGCUUGGUUCACGGGGGAGAAACUGGAACUACCUGACACAGAAAGCCAGCUUUGCUGCAGGACACAGUGAAGGAAGUUUCGAGCUACCGAGUACCCACUGCUGCAAUGGGAAAUGGUUUACCUCGCUGCAGGUUACAUAGUUGGGCAGGACUAAGGAGAAGAGAAGACCAGAUAGAUGAAUAAGGUAGAUGCUAACUUUCU